CAUACGUCUAAGUUCCAAUAGGAGUUCUUUCCUCUUGUAUUCCGUAGCCGACAUUUUUAGUGUUUAUUCGUUUAUGUCUUUCUAAUAAAAAAAUUUUCAUUUUAUUCGAUAAAUAUGGCGUAUCGUGCAUUGCUACGAAGAUGCACCAACGAAUUAAAUAUCAAUGGGAAUGAACGCUUUAUAAAAUUAUUCUCUACGAGUUCCAUUAAAUUAGAAAAAAAAGAAGAAACAAAGGAAACACCUUCGACUGAUUUGAGGUUAUAUGCUGAAAAUAAUCCGUUCUUACCUAGUAUCGACGAACCUACUAAAGCAAUUAUCACAGUGCCAGUUGUAGAAGACGUUGGUGCAGUAUCAGGAGUACCAGAAGAACAUAUUAAAACUCGUAUGGUACGAAUAUAUCAACCUUCUAAGAAUUCUAUGCAAUCUGGCACCAAUAACAUUCAUUACUGGCAAAUUGAUUUUGAUACCCGUGAACGUUGGGAAAAUCCAUUGAUAGGAUGGACCUCGACGGGAGAUCCAUUGUCAAAUGUAAAAGUUGAUUUCUCAAGUAAAGAGGCAGCAAUCUUGCAUUGCGAAAGAAUGGGUUGGAAGUAUUACAUACAAAAGCCAAAUCAGGUUGGCCCAAAGCCUCGUUCUUACGGAUCGAAUUUUGCAUGGAACAAACGCACUCGGGUUUCUACUAAAUGAUGCAAAGUGAUAAACAAUAGAGGUACUAUCGUUAGUCAUUGAAAUAUGUAAAUAAUAAUAAUAGUAAUAAUAAUAAUAAUGAUAAUAAUAUAAUUCUAUGUAUAAAGAUGCUAUAAUUCGGUUGAAUAAACUGAUAAAACGCA
Vespa velutina is the source of this 830-nucleotide messenger RNA. It is a transcript of the gene ND-18, whose product is annotated as NADH dehydrogenase [ubiquinone] iron-sulfur protein 4, mitochondrial. Gene Ontology annotation, biological process: electron transport chain. Lineage: Eukaryota; Metazoa; Arthropoda; Insecta; Hymenoptera; Vespidae. The coding region runs from base 115 to 687 and encodes 190 amino acids. The transcript has 3 exons. The record is from RefSeq and is a predicted model, not a curated record.